Rhodotorula toruloides NP11 is the source of this 339-nucleotide messenger RNA. RefSeq lists its product as uncharacterized. The record is from RefSeq and is a predicted model, not a curated record. Bases 1 to 339 code for a protein of 112 amino acids. Lineage: Eukaryota; Fungi; Basidiomycota; Microbotryomycetes; Sporidiobolales; Sporidiobolaceae. The transcript is spliced from 3 exons.
AUGUCUGCCUUCGCUCCUGCCAUCCGCCAGCUCGCCGCUGUAUCCCGACGACGAGUCGCAACAUCUCUUCCAGUUGGAAGGCGUCAAGCCUCGACUGCGGUCCCGCACCACUUCGAGGCGCCUCACUACUCGCUCAAAGAGAAGCUCACUCGCUUUGUACCGACCGAGUCGUACCCCUUGAUCGCCUUCGUUGCCUGCAUGUCGACCUACGCUAUCUACUCCGGCUUCCACGCUAUUGGCGCCGUCCCAGGCGAGCUUCGUCUCGCACCCAGCCAUCUCAAGCAGGAGAAGCGCGCCGAGCCGUGGGAGGACCCACGCGCCCUCGCCGGAAAGUGGUAG